Messenger RNA from Diabrotica balteata, 330 nucleotides. NCBI's taxonomy places the organism in Eukaryota, Metazoa, Arthropoda, Insecta, Coleoptera, Chrysomelidae. The record is from the annotation of a GenBank genome assembly.
AUGUGCAAAGAAAAUGAAAUAAAAUGUCAUCGAAAUCGAAACAACAACGAAAAAAAUUGGGAUAAAUCCAUGCAUGCAGCUAUGACUGUAGAUAAAAACAAAGAAAUGGAGUACACGCGAGUUUCAAAAACUUUUAAUGUAUUCAAGAGCACGUUGGAAGACGACGUAAAAAAUAAAAAAAUGUCACCUGAAGAACUUAUUCAAACCAAUAUGGGACGCCCAACAGUGUUUUCCAAAGAAAUUAAAGCGGAUUUGGUCAAUUAUUGCCUAGAAAUGGAUAGAAGAUUUCACGGACUGCGAUCUUCUGAUAUUCGAAGAUUACCCUUUUAG